CUUCCACCAUAGAAUCUUCAUUUUCUCUUUGUUUUUGUUUGAGCUGCUUAAAUGGCAAAGUAGUGUUAAACAGCAGAGCGGGAAGAGGGAGAACGCGUUUUACAUUACAGAUCUGAGCUCUGUGUGUGUGUUUCCACUUUCUACCGACGCUCUUACUCCUUUCGUGCUUCAGCUAGCAACGAUGGUUCCACCUAUCGAAACUCCAGUCAAGGCUUCAGUAUCCCACAAGUCCUCCAUUCCACCUCUUAAUGAAAGAAUACUUUCCUCCAUGACACGGAGAUCAGUUGCAGCUCAUCCUUGGCAUGAUCUCGAGAUAGGACCUGGUGCCCCACAGAUUUUCAAUGUGGUGGUUGAGAUCAGUAAGGGGAGCAAGGUGAAGUAUGAACUUGAUAAAAAAACUGGACUGAUCAAGGUUGAUCGUGUUCUUUAUUCAUCAGUUGUAUACCCCCAUAACUAUGGGUUCAUCCCUCGUACCCUUUGUGAAGACAGUGACCCUCUGGAUGUCUUAGUCAUCAUGCAGGAGCCUGUUCUUCCUGGUUGCUUUCUCAGGGCUAAAGCAAUUGGUCUUAUGCCCAUGAUUGAUCAGGGAGAAAAAGAUGACAAGAUAAUUGCUGUAUGUGCCGAUGAUCCUGAAUAUAAGGAAUACACUGAUAUCAAGGAGCUGCCACCCCAUCGCUUAGCUGAGAUCCGUCGCUUCUUUGAGGAUUAUAAGAAAAAUGAGAACAAGGAAGUUGCUGUCAAUGACUUUCUUCCAGCCACCAAGGCGUUCGAAGCAGUCCAGCAUUCCCAGGAUCUGUAUGCAGACUACAUCGUCGAGAGCCUGAGAAGAUGAUAGUCUUUUCAUCUUCCCAGUCAUGAAUGGUGGUUGAUUCACAUUUCUCAUACUAAUAUACAAUAUAGUAGUACUGCUCUGGUAUUGUCUACUUGUACUGCAAAAAGCACAGUUAUACCAUUGUUGCAUGUGCAUACAACUUACUAUAUACAAUAUGCUUGUAUUAUCUACUACCUGGAGAAAUUAGCUCCAUACAGUACCUGAUGAUGACGAAAAGGAAACUUCAAGUUUCCCCUGUCAAAUUUUGUAAGAUUUGAUUAUGAAAUGGAUUAUGCGCAGUUAAGUGUGUAUUCAUUC
Molecule: messenger RNA, 1129 nt
Organism: Nicotiana attenuata
Lineage: Eukaryota; Viridiplantae; Streptophyta; Magnoliopsida; Solanales; Solanaceae
Product: soluble inorganic pyrophosphatase 4
Exons: 10
Coding region: 182-832 (216 amino acids)
Biological process (GO): phosphate-containing compound metabolic process
Cellular component (GO): cytoplasm
Molecular function (GO): magnesium ion binding; inorganic diphosphate phosphatase activity
Source: RefSeq, a predicted model, not a curated record